ACGAAGAAUGUUAAAACCCCAUUAACCUGUCUCGAUCUCAUUCCUUAGGGUCAGUCAGUUCACGGUCGAGAAUCCUCUUUCCUCCGCUAAAACCACUUGAGCUCUCCGGCCACGGAGGAAAGCUCCAACUCUUAGAAAAAUAGUCUACUUGAUAGCUGAGAAAGAAGAUAAUUUACAAGAGUGAUUGAAAAUCUGAAGGAAUCAGAUGGGAAGCAGCAACAAGAGCGGAGAACAAAGAAAGCAAAUGGCAGAACUGAGCAAAAAUCUUAAAGAGGGUGAGAGGAUUGUGGAGCCCACACGUAGACCUGAUGGUACUCUCCGGAAGCCCAUCCGGAUUCGAGCUGGAUAUGUUCCCCAAGAUGAAGUUGUCAAAUAUCAGUCCAAAGGUUCUCUGAUGAAGAAGGAGAUGGCUUCACAAGGGCCUCCAGGUUAUGACCCUGAUCCAGCUCCUAAACCAAUGACUAAAUCUGCUAAGAGGAACGAACGUAAGAAGGAGAAGAGAUUGCAGGCUAAUGCAGAAAAAGGUAACAACUCUGAGGAUGGAUCAGCUGGUAAUGUACACAAGGAAGAAGCUGUUUCUACUGAGACUCCAUAUAAUGGAUCCCAAUCUGUGAAUGUCUUGGCUUCUCAAAUGGAGGCUUUGGAUGUCUCUUCCAAUAAUGCUGUUCCUGGGGACGCUCCCAAUCCAGGAACUACAGGAGAAGAUAUAGAGAAAAGAAUACGUGCACUUAAGAAGAAAAUCCGACUCACGGAAGCUCAACAGCAGAAGACUGCUCCUCGAGACCUUAAGCCAGAGCAGUUAGAGAAGUUCUCUAAGUUGGAGGAAUGGAGGCAAGAGCUCAAGGCUCUGGAGGAUAAGGAGGCUUUACUUGCUGCAGCAUCAACAUGAAUGGUCCCACUUUUAGACAGGCUGUAGCUUUUCUCAUGAAAUUUUUCUGGAACCAAUCCAAAUUUGUAUCAAUGAAAACGAGGUUGUUGUUACUUCUUAGGUUUUGUCAGAUCUGAUUAAUGAACUUGGCGUGAUGCCUACCUAAAUCAUCAUGGGAAUUGAUGUCACUUUGUGUUUGUGUUUGGCCCUAAUUUAAAGCAAAUGCUUCCAAAUA
Molecule: messenger RNA, 1103 nt
Organism: Capsella rubella
Lineage: Eukaryota; Viridiplantae; Streptophyta; Magnoliopsida; Brassicales; Brassicaceae
Product: partner of Y14 and mago
Exons: 5
Coding region: 206-889 (227 amino acids)
Biological process (GO): exon-exon junction complex disassembly
Cellular component (GO): cytoplasm; exon-exon junction complex
Molecular function (GO): RNA binding
Source: RefSeq, a predicted model, not a curated record